AUGAAAUCUACUGCUCUCCUUCUUGCCGCGUCUUUGAGCCCGGCGUUGGCUCAGGUGUCAUCACACCCAUUUCCCUGGUCGGCUCCCGGGCCGGACGAUGUGCGAGGGCCUUGUCCGAUGCUGAAUACACUUGCAAACCAUGGGUUCCUCCCACACGACGGCAAAGAUCUCACGGAAGACCGCGUCGUAGCGGUCUUGAAUAAUUCCCUGAAUCUGGCCGACGAACUGUCCCAGUUCCUAUUCCAGGAAGCAUUGACCACCAACCCGGAUCCAGACGCUACCACGUUCUCUCUGAAUGACCUUAGUCGCCAUAAUAUCUUGGAACAUGAUGCCAGUUUGAGCCGUCAGGACUUUUACUUCGGGAAUAACCACGACUUCAACCAGACCAUCUUCAACGAGACCCGAUCAUAUUGGACCAAUCCUCUCAUUGACGUGAAUGCAGCCGCCCAAGCCCGCAUCGCCCGGGUGAACACCUCCAUGGCGACGAAUCCGACCUUUAGCGUGUCGGAAACGGGUUUGGCGUUCAGCUAUGGAGAGACGGCCGCCUACAUAAUUGCUUUUGAAGAGGGUUCGCAGACGGCGAAUAGAUCGUGGGUGGAGUAUUUCUUUGAACAUGAGCGUCUGCCCCAGCAGCUGGGCUGGACGAAACCUAAAGAGGUCAUUACGAGCUCGGUCCUUCAAGGUGUGCUUUUGAACAUCGUCAAUGCUUCGAAUCCUUCUGCUUUGGAGGUCGCGGAGCUGAUUGAUUUUGUGGACUUGCAUGCUGGCUAUUCGCCGUGA
Aspergillus ibericus CBS 121593 is the source of this 780-nucleotide messenger RNA. Its product is annotated as peroxidase family protein. Gene Ontology annotation, molecular function: peroxidase activity. Bases 1 to 780 code for a protein of 259 amino acids. The transcript has 4 exons. Lineage: Eukaryota; Fungi; Ascomycota; Eurotiomycetes; Eurotiales; Aspergillaceae. The record is from RefSeq and is a predicted model, not a curated record.